AUGCUAACAUACCCGGCUCUUGUAGAAAUAUUGCAUGUGAUAUGCCUGUCGAACACACUUACUACAAUACAACAGAGAACUUAUAACAGAAAUCGCCAGAACAGAUUCGACAACUAUGUGUAUGCGGACAUUCCAAAUACUCCUACACCGUCCUAUACAAAUAGUCCGCUAUAUUAUGACUAUGUCAAUCCCAUAGGUAUGUUAUUUAAAGCCAGUAAUAUAUCUAUAUAGGUACCUAGUUAUAAAUAGUUAUAGAGUUACAAGAAUGAGUACUUCACUUUGUAUCUUUCAUUUUACUUUUCUGUUCAUUGGCUACAACAUUUUAAUGUAACACAUUCCAUCAAAAUUAUCCUUAUUCAAAUAUAAAUAAUAAUAAUAGAGUUAUUAAAACAAAAUUUACUUAUACAAGUAGAAUAAACAAAUUAAGUAUUUUAAAAAAACUAAAUUACAUGUUCAUCUUACGAUCAAUUGUUGAAAGCCUAAUUUUAAAUUUACCUACAUACUUAAUACUUACAUUGUAUACAAAAAAUAAAUGAGCAAUGUGCUGUUACUUAUGUAGAAACACAUUUUUUAAAAUUGCCUGUUGAUGGCUUAGUCAAAACUAGUAGUUUCCUUAUUUAUUAUUUUGUUGUACUUUGGUAUUGAAUAUUUAAUAGUUCUAUAAUUUCAUUAUAAUAUAUUAAUCAAGUAUAAAAUUUAUCAUUAUUAUAUGUUAAGAUAAGUCAAAGUUAAAUUAGUGGAAUUCAAUCUAGAUUUAUGAAGAAUAAUUUUAUUUGGUAAAUUUGUAGUUGUUUACUAUAAUUUGAUUAGUAGGGAACUAGCUUUUAUGUAAAUUCAUACUUUUAUUUGAAUAAAAGACAGUUAACAUCUACAUACAUUUGUACAAUUAUAUGAUUCCUAAAAAACAACAUAUAUUUUAUUUUAUAUAUUUUUAAUUUUUAAAUUUAUUUGUGCAUACCUAGGUACUUUUGUUUUAAACUUUUAUUUUCACAUAUUCUUAUUUUCAGUUGUACAAAGUUGUCAAAUUAAAUGUAUAGAAAAAAAAACUUUUACAUUGUACCAUAUUGGACAAAAAUUACAUGUAUUCAAGCAUACAAUUAAUCAAAUAUUUUAAUGGUUUUAUGUUCUCUAUUGAUUAGAAUAAGUAUAACUAGAUAUUACAAAACCAUAUUAAAUAUACUUCUUAAGGUUUUAAAUUUAUAAUUUUUUUUAAAUAUUAAAUUCUUACUUUUUAACUAUGUUCAAUAAACAUCUGUGAUCAGUAUUUAUUUUAAAAUACCUAAUAUUUAAUAUUAUCCACUUUCUUUAUAGUUUUUUCAAGGUUGAUUUAAACAUUUCUAGUUUAAUAAUUGAAUAUAUAGUGACGGAUCAGGAUUUAUGUAUUGAUUAUUAUUAGUAGUAUUAAAACAACAUGUUUAGAUUAAGUAAUUAAAAAUUUUCUUUAUCAUAUCAAUUAUUUACCAAAGAUUAACAUUUAUUUUUAUUAGAUAAGUAUAACAUUAAAUAAAUCAUAAUUAUGAUUCUUGGCCAAAAUAUUAACUGUAUUGAUAUAACAUAAAUUACAUUGUGUAAGUUUAAAUUUGAAAGUCCACUUAUGUAUUGUUUAUUGAUUAAAACUGAAUGUAGAACCAUAUUCUAAAAUCAAAUUCACAUUUUCCUUCUAGGAGAACCUGUUUAGAUCUUUCACAUUAAAAAUACUUUUUUUUUUAAAUAUUAUUAUUGUUAUAUUUUAUUUUAUGACUUGACAUCUAAAGACAUCCUGGGGAUAUCUGGAUUUUGUAUUUAUAUAUUGUAUCAGCUGACCCACUUUCUUGUAUUGUGUCUGGAUGUUGGGUCUGGUUUGAUAUAGAAUAAAUGGUACUUUCUUGUUAUACAAAACUAUGACUAUGGCAACUACCACCCAAGACUACUUUUGUUAUCAUGACUACCAUUUCUAGUGUUGCAAUAAAUAAUGAAUCAUGUUAAAAAACAGUAGUCUCGUCUAACAUUAAAGUACUAAAUAAAUUGUACAUAAUUUAGUAAAAUCAAAACUUGGUAACAUAAAGUGUACUCAAGUACCUACCUACUAGUAUUUUAAGUAAUACUAUAAAGUACUUAUAUUAAUAGUAUGUAGGCUAAUAAAUCUAUUGGAUUUAUCUACAUCAGGCGCUAGUCAAAGAAUUUAAUUUUGAAUGGAUACAUUAAAUAUAUAUUGGUACUAUAAAAAAUAUAUUUGUGUCAUAUUUCAAUUUUUUUUUUUUUAGUGUAGACUAUUAAUAUUUUAAAAUGUAUUAACUUUUAUCUUAUUUUAAAUUUAUUUUGUUUCCAUAACUUAUAUUAAUAACUAUGGUUAAAGAUUUACUAAAGAUAACUUAUAUGGUUUAAGUAUCAGCAUAAAUAUCACACAAUAAUUAUUAAUUAAACCACCAAUUGAUCUACUGCUGGCACCACUUUACUAUAAAUCUUAAACAAGUCUAGAAUCAAUCAUGUUUACAUACAUUUUAUACUUACCAUGAAAUGUUUUAUUAUUAAUAAAUUAUAAUUUUAAUUGUAGAAAAGUGUUAACUUAAAGAACAGAUUUUCUUAUUUACUAUAUUCGUCUGUUGGACAUCCAUCCUCUGGGUAUUCCAGUAUUUGUAAAAGCAGCAAGCUUUGAAACCCAUGUAAGAUUCUUUGGUAACACUGCCUCACGCUUACCAGCAUAUUUGGUAAGUGCCUGUAUAAUUUAUCAAAGAUUUCCUAUAAGAUAAAAUUGUUCUAUUUAUUUUUGUAUUACUUGUAGUCUCCAGGAAUAUACAAACCCACCCAUCAACCAAUUAAUACUCCUAAAUUACCAACUAUGUUGUACUCCUCACACAGCUUUCCUCAAAUUAGGACUACUUGUAAACAGAAUGAAGAAGUCCAUUCUUUGUCAGAUAUUUUGGAAGCAUCUUUGAAUACCACAAAGGAAAUAAAGGAAUUCAAACCUAAACUUUCAGAUUGUAAGUGUACCAAUCAUACAAAACACUACUAUUAGACAUGAAAAGUUGUAUUAAGUAGUAACUACUAUAAUUGGUUAAUAUUAUUAUUUAUUUUUAGAUAGAUGUACUUUAUGUGGUAAAAUAUCUCUGACAAAAGAACUAACUUACACAGACCAAGAUACAGUGUAUCACACAGACUAUUUGAUUUGCACUCAUUGUGGGAUAUUAUUGAGAGGAAAAUUGUUAUUCUUUAUUAGUGACAUGCCAUACUGCGAUAAAGAUUAUUUGGUAGGUUAAUUAAAACCAAACUCAAAAUAUAAUUUAAUAUUAUAUUAAAACUAAUAUGAAUAGUUAAUUCAAUUUUUUUUUUUUGAAAUUUAUCUAAGCUGAUAUUCUAUUUUAUUAAAUUAAACAAAUAAAGUACCUAAUGAAACUAAUUAAAAAAAAUUAAGAAAUUAAAAUAUGUUUAUACAAAAUACUGGAUACAUUGAACUUGCUAAUAUUAGAUAGAUUAUUUAAUAAAAUAUUAAAAGUAUGUGUUUAUUUAGAUGCUUUUUUUUUUUUUAGUUUUAAAGUAUAUUACAGUAAGAGUAACCUGUAAUGUAUAUAUGAUGCAUAUUUUCAGCAUAUUUUAAUUUAAAGCACUGUAAGUAAAUUAAAAAUUACUAUUCUAUUUACACAAGGUAAAUAAGUCAUUUUAACCUUGAUAUAAAAGUAUUUAGCUCUGUUAUGACUUAUGAAUUUAAAAAAAAUAUUUGUUAAUUUGUUGGUUUCAAAAUGUUAAUUAUGUUUAUUAAAGUGGUUCUUAUUUGGGUGAUAGCAGCCUUUUUGUUUUGACACUUCCUAACUUAAUUCUAAAAAAAUAAAUAUUUAACCCUAUUUGAGUUUCAUAGGACAUUUUUUAAGUCCCCUUGUAACCAAGUAAAGUUUCUUAUUUAAAAUACAUGUUUUUUUUUUGUUUAUUCAGAAUUUUGUUUACAUUAAAAUGUAUAAAAUAAUUAAAAUGUGUUGGGCAUUCCAUGUCAUUUUCUUACUGACAAUUAUUCAUUUUUUCUUAAUUUUCUAAAAUGCUGGUAAUAUAUCUAGAAAAUUAAUGAUUUAUAUGAUCUUUUAAAAUCAAUUGAAUAUUGAAUAUAAGUUAUUCUAAAUCAACUAAUAAGUAUUCAUUAAAAUAAUACAUAUAAAUGCAUUGGCUAUACUCACUUAUUUGUAUAGAACAUCAAUACACAUGGAUUAUCUUGAGGACACUUCAGUCCAUUUUAUUAGUUGAUAAACAGUAACUUAUAUUAGAUGAUCAUACUAUUUUCAAAGAUAUCAUACACUAACAAAGUUACCGUAAUGUUUAUUUUAUGUACUCAGGAAAGUUUACAUAGUUAUGCAAUUUGUGAUGUAUCAAUUUUGUUCAAAAUCCUAAAAGCGACAGGACAUGCAUUCCAUGCUAGUUGUUUCCACUGUGUAAUUUGCUUACAAAUUUUGAAUGGUAUACCUUUCACUGUGGACACAAAAAAUCAAAUUUAUUGUAUCAGUGAUUAUCUCAAGUGAGUAGUCUUAAAGAAAAAUUAAAAUAAAAUAAACAACUAGAUACUUAUCUCUGUGGGAUAUGUAUAUUUGUAUACAAUAAAAAUAAAAUAAAAUACAAGUUUUUUAAAUAUGGUUUGGUUCAAAUUUGUGAAUGAUAAAUUAAUAUAGUUUCCUUAUAUUAUAAUUAAAAACAAAUUUUUAUAAAUUUAUUGCAAAUUAUUUUUGGUGACAUUUAAACAAUUUUGAGCAAGAAACAAAUUUGUUUUAUACUUCACUGAUGUCAUGUCAAAAAUGUAUUGUUGCUAUUUUUACAUAUUUAGGACUUGUAAAGUUAUUUUGUUAAUUUUUGGGUGCAGUUAAUCCUGUUAUUUGAAAAUCAAAGUUAAAUAGUAAAAAAGCUUUAUAGGUCCUAAAUACAAAAAUUUAGCUAUAAAACUAUUUAACUUUGAUUUUAAAGUAAGAUUAAUGCAUCUGAAAAGAAAAAACAGUUAUAUUGGGUUGAUAUGAUCUUAUCAGAAAAUUUCAUAAGUUUCUAUUAAUAAUUUUAGAUUCUGAGUGGAGGGAAGAAGCUUAUGGUUUUACAAAGAUAUUUUUUUUUCUGUGUACUGCCUUUUGGUAGUACCAUAAAUCUUGUCUAGAUUUUUAAGUCGCACUUUUUCUGAAAGGAAAUCUGACUGAGAAGGUACUUUAAAGAGAUAAUUUUCCGAUUUUCUCAGGGGUUUUCCCAUUAAAUUGGAUACUGGAUGAAAAAUAGGAAAAUGUAUAUAAUGUAGGUGUGUUAGUUGUUUAAUAUUACAGCCUUUAUUUUUCUUUUCGACAAUUUUUUAUUAGCAAUUUUGCUACGAUUUACAAUGAUAUCACUUUUUCUAAAAGAAAAUCUGCCUGCAGUGAUACUUUAAAGAGGUCAUAUUUUGAUUUUCCCAAGAGUUAUCACAAAAAUUGGAAAACCGGCAAAAUAGAUACAAUAUUUAACUAAUAUUGUUGAAGUAAUUAUAUAAUGUCUAUUAAUGUCUAUGUUAUUAUUUUACCAUAAUAUGGCAUAUAUAUUGUGGACAAUGUAACACUAUCAUAACUCAUAAUCGUUUUUCAUUAGAAAUGAUUUAUUGUUGAUUUCAGAUAUAGAUUAAAUUUCUCUUCUACUACCUUCCCACUACUCACCUACAACAGUAGCUGCACCCAUGUGGGAAGUUGGCUUUUUGUUAUUUUAAAAUUAUAUCAGUUACAUUCUAUUGCAUGAUUAUCCUUUUUGAUUUCAAAAAACUUAAUUAGAACAUUUUACUUAGCAUAUUUUUCAAAUUGUAGUGUUAUUUAUAGUGCUUAUUUUGGUGAUUUUAAGUGCAUAUUAAAGUGAUAAAAAUUAACUAUUUUAGUUCUAUUACAUAUAAGCCCUUAUACAGAGUGUAACAUGACAGUUAAGUUUUUAACACCUAUUUAAGACAAAUGUAAUACAUUUUGGCACUAUAAAUUAAAUAUAUUUUUGUUAAAGUUUAAUUUUGAAGAAUUUAAUAUUUUAAAAAAGUAUCAAGGUAGCCAUUUUAUAAGUUUAAAUUUUGGAAACAUUUUGGUGUCCAAAAACUUUUACUGAGGCUGAGUCAAUUAUUUUUAAACAAUUUAAUGCAUUUUGUGGAAUGUGAUAUUUUUUUGAAUACUUAAACUUUCAAAUAGUCAAUUUUAUUUUUCCAUAAAAUAUUGUACAAUUUGAUAAUAUUCUUAUCAUUUAAGUUGUGAGUCUGAUAAUUUCUUAUUAUUUAUCCUUAGGCAACAAACAUACUUCAGACUGGUGAGCAUCAAGUUUGUUAAUCAAAAAUCAAAUAUGAUUUAGUAUAAAUUUACCGCCCAUAUGGUAAUUGGGAAUGUUACUAUGUUACCAUUCAGUGACUCUUAUCAGCAUUCUUUAUUCAUAAUCCAUUUUAAUAUAACAAUAGUUGAUAUACCUAGAACAUUUUUCUGUAUCUGGUUUUCAAUUUUUAAUUAUUUUAAAAACUUAAAUAAUUUUAAUCAUCAAUUAUUGAACGUGAAUAUACAUGAUAAUUGUGAGACUUUAAUUUCUGAGGUUCACAAAUGGUCCAUUUUGUGAAAGAAAACCAUGAAGAAUCAUAAAAACAUCUCAAUGAUUAAUUCUUUUAUAUUACUAUAUUUUCUUUCAUUUGUAUUAAAAAGAAAUAAGUUUUUAAUGUUAUCGAGAGACAUUUUUAAGUAGGGAAAAUUGGUAAAAGUGAUAACAAACUUAUCACAGGAUAGUAAACAAAAUAUAGUAUAGUCACAUUUUAGCUGAGCACUUAUUGCUUUACCCCUCACUGCUCUAAAGAAUGUUGGGCCUUAGUUAAAUAUAAUUUAUCAUUAGUAAAAUUAGCAAGAAAUUAAUUAGAUUUUAAAAAACUUUAAAAAUGUAUAAAAAUGUAUGAGAGUGACCUAAAUGAUAUAUUUAAAUAUCAACAAUCAUUUUAUAUUUUAAUUUAUAAAAUGGUUAUCUUGGAUUGUGAAAAAAAUGAAAAUUUUUUAUUUUUAGUUAUAAAAUAAUAAAAUAAAAUAUAAGAUUUACAAAUUAUAGUAUAGAGCUCUAAUAAUUAUUAAAAAAAAAAACUUAAAAAUAUUAAAUAAAAAAGUUAUUUAAUUGUAAAAAAGCAGUAUAUAUGUAUACCAAAAGAUUAAAUUCAACCAUUUCAUCAAUUUGUUAUUGCUAUUAUUUAUUGCAAAGUUAUUAUAAUUACAAAUUAUGUUUUUAAUUUUAAUCAUAGUUGAAAAUAUAUUAAUGUAAAAAAAUAUAAACAUAUUUAUGUUUAUUUUAUAGAAAAUUUGCACCACAGUGUGGUAUAUGCAAGUUGCCAAUUGUUCCUAAGUCUGGUGAAGGGAAAAUAAUAAGAUAUGUUGCAUUGAAUCAAAGCUUUUACAUUGGUUGUUACAGAUGUGAAGUCAGUAAAUAUUUGAAUAAUUGUUAUGAAUAACAUAAGUUAUUAUGCUAAUGCAAUUUGAUAUUAAAUAAAUUUACAAAACAAUUUUGUUCUAGGAUUGUGGCGGUUCCUUAGGAAAGAAUUCUGAAGGAAUAGCAUGUUAUCCAUUAUAUAAACACUUGUGCAAAAGUUGCAAUGCUAUAAGAAUUCAAAUUUUAACCCCUAUGAUUACCUAA
Molecule: messenger RNA, 7587 nt
Organism: Cinara cedri
Lineage: Eukaryota; Metazoa; Arthropoda; Insecta; Hemiptera; Aphididae
Source: the annotation of a GenBank genome assembly